CAUGCCAUUUUGGCGUCGUCACCCUCAAGCAACGGUACGGUAGCUACCGUUCCCCUUGCUGACGUAUGCACUCUUGAAUAUCCUCGACAAAAUCCCAAAGCUUUCUGCUACUCGUUCAAAAAUGUGCCUUCGCGGCACCAGUACUUGCACCGGUAUGCGAAACGAUAUUGCCCAUUGAUACAUGCGAAGGCCGAGUUCCAUGCGCCAGGGGAGGCUGCGCAGUGGAGUGUGGGGUAUGGCGUUCUCAUACACCCGUGGCAGGAAAGUGCAUCGUGUUCGUAUUGUUCGCGGCAGUAUAUGUGCAAUAGUCUUUAA
Molecule: messenger RNA, 315 nt
Organism: Bipolaris zeicola 26-R-13
Lineage: Eukaryota; Fungi; Ascomycota; Dothideomycetes; Pleosporales; Pleosporaceae
Exons: 1
Source: RefSeq, a predicted model, not a curated record